Molecule: messenger RNA, 2766 nt
Organism: Helianthus annuus (common sunflower)
Lineage: Eukaryota; Viridiplantae; Streptophyta; Magnoliopsida; Asterales; Asteraceae
Product: G-type lectin S-receptor-like serine/threonine-protein kinase At4g27290
Exons: 6
Coding region: 26-2479 (817 amino acids)
Biological process (GO): protein phosphorylation; recognition of pollen
Molecular function (GO): protein serine/threonine kinase activity; ATP binding
Source: RefSeq, a predicted model, not a curated record
GUGAAGUAGAUAAGAAUAUCAGUGAAUGAAUAUGAAUCAAACAGUACUAAUGUUACUCCUUCAUAUUACCUCCAUCUUUCUAAUGUUAAGUAUUUGUAUUUCGUUAGACACCAUAGCUGUGCAUAAAUAUAUCACAGAUGGAGAGACCAUCGUUUCGGAGAAUGAAAAAUUCGAGCUGGGAUUCUUUAGCCCAGGUAGUUCGAAGCACCGAUACCUGGGGAUAUGGUUUAAGAACACAUCACCUCAUGAGGUUGUAUGGGUGGCCAACCGCGAAACUCCCCUUAUCAACACCUCAGGCACGGUCAAGUUGGACAACCAAGGAAUCCUGUCUCUUGUUAAUGGAUCCGGUGCGGUCAUUUGGUCAUCCAACUCCUUUGUAUCCAUCACAAGUGUCAAUCCCAUAGCACAACUCUUGGAUAGUGGCAAUUUGGUAAUUAAGGAUGCGACUAGUGUCAUUUGGCAAAGUUUUGAUUACCCUGGAGAUACGUUCAUAUCAGGAAUGAAAUUGGGGAAGAACCUCAUAACAGGAAGAGAGUUGUACCUGACAUCAUGGAGGAGUUCGGAUGAUCCUUCCACAGGAGAGUAUACAGUCGGGUUCUUAAUGGAGGAAUGCAGGUAUCCACAAGUAUAUAUUAAGAAAAACUCUGUUAUUGAAACAAGGAUCGGGCCGUAUGAUGGUGUAGAGUUUGCAGGCCUGCCAAACUAUAAGCAUAACCCUAAUCAUAUUUACACAGUAGAUAUGGUUGCUCAUCAGAAGGAGAUGUAUUUUAAGUAUACUUCUAAUCUUACUGCCAGUUCAUUAAAGUCUACUGUGAAUCCUAGUGGAAUUCUUGAGAUCUCGCAGCUAAAUCACCGCAACAAUGAAUGGAUGUCAGAUCACACUAUGCCAGUAGAUUAUUGUGACAACUAUGGACUAUGCGGCCCGUAUGGAAGCUGUAGUACAGCCACUUCUCCUACCUGUGAGUGCUUGAAAGGGUUUGAGUUACUGAAUCCUAAUAAUUGGACGAGUGGAUGUACACGGAGCAGAGCCUUGGAUUGUGGGCCUGGGGAGGAUUUUAUAACUUUUUCAAGCAUGAAAUUGCCGGAUACACAGAACGCAGUGUUUAAUGCCAGCUUGAGUCUCCAGGAAUGUGAGGUAGCCUGCAAGGAUAAUUGCUCAUGCACCGCCUAUGCAAAUCCAAACAUGACUGCAGGUGGAGUUGGAUGCUUGCUAUGGUUUGGAGAUCUGAUUGACGUACGAGUGUACUCACAAAAUGGGCAAGAUCUUCAUGUUAGGUUGGCGGCUACUGAACUAUCAGAACUUAAUAUGGUCUCCCAAUCUAAGAGGAAAAGAGUACUCACCUUAGUCAUAUCAACUUCAUCAGCUUUGGUGUUUCUGCUUGCGGUCUCAUAUGCUUGUUUAAAGAAAUAUAGAACGUCUCGCAUGAACAGAAGAGGUAACUGGUACGCCCUUCGUAAAAAGAACACAGAUGUUCGAAUUGAAGAUCUGGAUGAGCUGCCCUUUUUUAGCCUACAACAAAUAGCUAAGGCUACAGAUAAUUUCAGCAUCAAUAAUAAGAUAGGAGAAGGCAGCUUUGGCCCUGUUUACAAGGGUGUAUUGGAAGAUGGUCAAGAAGUGGCCAUAAAGAGGCUAUCAGAAACAUCUAAACAAGGGCUGGUUGAGUUCAAGAAUGAAGUCAUUUGUAUUGCAAAACUUCAGCACCGGAACCUUGUGAAACUUCUUGGAUACUGCGUGCAUGGAAAUGAAAUGAUUUUGAUUUAUGAAUACACGGCUAACAAAAGCUUGGACACAAUUCUAUUUGAUGAAACCAAAUGCUUAAUGCUUGACUGGCCUCAGCGACUUAAUAUCAUACAUGGGAUAGCUAGAGGUAUUCUAUAUUUACAUCAAGAUUCCCGCCUUCAAAUUAUCCACAGAGAUCUCAAGCCAGGAAAUAUUCUGUUGGAUGGCGACAUGAACCCAAAAGUCUCGGACUUUGGUCUUGCUAGAGAGUUUGUAGGAUCAGAUACUGCUGCUACGACAAGAAAAGUGGUUGGCACAUAUGGUUACAUUUCACCAGAGUAUGCAGUACACGGGCAAUUUUCUGUAAAGUCGGACGUAUUUAGCUUUGGUGUUUUGGUGCUGGAGAUAGUGAGUGGUAAGAAAAACAGAGGAUUCUAUCACAAAGAUCACAAUGACAACCUUCUUGGACAUGCAUGGAGGCUCUUUAGAGAAGGCAGGACCAGUGAAUUCAUGGAUGCAUCUUUACACGACGUAUGCAAUGUCUCUGAAGUGCUAAGGUCAAUACAUGUUGGGCUACUAUGUGUGCAGCAUCAUGCACAUGAUAGACCAACUAUGUUGUCUGUUGUUCUAAUGCUUGUUAGCGAAGGCGUGUUGCCUCAACCUAAACAACCUGCUUUUUUUACUGGAGAGAGCGAUAAUGAAGUUCAGUCUGUGUCAUCAGUUAAUGAAGACACGCUAACGCAACUUUAUGGUCGGUAGCAAGCCAGUGGCGGACUUACAAUGUUAGUAGGGGUAGCACGGGCUACCCCUCAACCCCGUCUCCGUAGUGUAAAAAUACCCCUUAACUCAGUGUAAAAAUACCCCGCAACUUCGUCUCCGUUAUACAAAGGAUACCCCUGGUGAGGAAGAUACUGAAUAGGUCACAGCCUCAUAGGUGGUGUUUUCUUUUUUUAUGUAUUAGAUUUCUAUUGGUGUAUGAUUGUUCUUCUAUUUCUUGUCCAAAAAAGAAAAAAAAAUAUAUAUAUCAUCGAUUGUUCUUUUAUUUC